CCGCUUAUUGCUAUUGUGCGCGACGGAGGUCUUGUAAGGAAUCCAGUUUUCGCAGCGCGGCUAGAGAUUCAGUGCCGCCAUAGCCAUCGUCUCUGUCUCUCGCGUUUGCAGCAGCCGUUGCCUCCACGGGAUAGGAAACCUCCAGGCGAGCGAGUGAGCGAAGCGAGGUAGCUAUGGCGUGCGCGACCGUGGCGGUCGUGGGAGUUGCGCCCUUGCAGCAGCAGCAGCUGAACCAAUCGGCCGCUUCCUCGUCGCCGUCCACCUUCGGUUCUAGGGUGACUAGUGUCUUUGUGAAGAAGAGUAAUGAGCAACUAAGCUGUGCUCAGCGUCCUUUGAGUAUUACCAGCUUGUGGGGAGGUAACAAAGACCAGAAUCCGGCCGACACUAAUAAGAAGGGUGGAAUGGGAAAUAUGUUAGGGGCUUUAGGAAACAUGCAGAAUCUGUAUGACACGGUGAAGAAGGCUCAACAGGUGGUGCAAGUUGAAGCUGCCAAAGUUCAAAAAGAGCUUGCUGCUGCGGAGUUCGAUGGUUAUUGUGACGAGGAGCUUGUGAAGGCGACCUUAACAGGCAACCAGGAGCCUGUUAGGAUUGAGAUCACAGAAAUCGCCUUGGAGAAGGGCCCUGAAGCUCUGUCGGCAAUGGUGACCCAAGCAUACAAAGAUGCUCACACAAAGAGUGUUGCGGCUAUGAAGGAUCGUAUGAAGAACCUAGCAGAAAGUAUCGGUAUGCCACCCGGCAUGGGCGGUGGCAUGCCCGGUGGCCCUGGCAUGUAGCGCUCCUCAAACCUGGGUGGCUGUUCAUUAGAGUUGGCUCAUCUUUAGUAGGAUGAAAAUCUGAGUUUUCUUUCUCAAGAAUCUUAUUUCAGUUUCUUCGGAACAUUUUUUAGGAAUGGCUAUAUGGGUUUCUUUCAAGACUCAGAAUAGCUAUGUUGCGGUUGACAAACUGUGAAUCUGUAGAAAAGAGUCUCCUCAUUUAACAGCUGAUUUCGACAUUGUUACUUCAGGAUUUUCCCCUGCAUCUGUUAAGUGGUUUGGUGUAAUCACAACUGCAAAAAUGUAGGUGCUUUAUAUAGAC
Molecule: messenger RNA, 1074 nt
Organism: Physcomitrium patens
Lineage: Eukaryota; Viridiplantae; Streptophyta; Bryopsida; Funariales; Funariaceae
Product: nucleoid-associated protein At4g30620, chloroplastic
Molecular function (GO): DNA binding
Source: RefSeq, a predicted model, not a curated record